Molecule: messenger RNA, 2456 nt
Organism: Paramecium primaurelia
Lineage: Eukaryota; Ciliophora; Oligohymenophorea; Peniculida; Parameciidae
Source: the annotation of a GenBank genome assembly
UACAUGAAUAAUAAUUCAUAUGGUAAGGGCACUCCUAAUAGGAUUUCAGAUAAAAAAAAUUCUACUGUAUAAUAACAACCUGAAAAAGUUUAGACAUCAUCUCUUACAAACUCAUAGAUGGUGAAAAAAGUAAGUUAUCAAUUUAUUUUAAGCAAUUUGAUUAAUUAUAAGUCCAAAAGGCAUAGUUAAAACCUUAAGAAUAAGAUAAAUAAUAAAUAGAAUAGGCUUUAGAUGAAUACAAAGAAAAGGUUUUUGAAGAAUUAAAGAAAAUCAAUUAAACACAAUAGUAAGAAUUAAUUAAGGAGAAUUAAGAAUUUAAAAAAAAAAUUGAAUAAUAAGAUAAGAAAAUGUAACAAAUUGAAUAAUUGAUAUAAUAAUAAAAUGAGAAAAUACAAUAGUAAGAAUUAAUUAAAGGUAAUUAAGAAAUUUUAAAAAAAAUGGAAUUAUAAGAUUUGAAAAUAUAACAAUAAGAUUAAAAGAUAUAAUAAUUAGAAGAGAAAAUAUAAUAGUAAGAAUUAAAAAUUGAAAGUCCGAUGCAAAAUUAAGGAAAUACUGAAAUCUAAGAGAAAAUAUAGAAUUUUAUUUCAAAAAAUGAAAUAGCUCAUGAAAUUUGGAGAACAACUGCAGAAAAAGUCUCAAAUGCAUAUGGAAUAAUUGAAAAAUAAUCUUAAGAUCUAGAUAUUUACAAGAAAUAAAUUGCAGAAAAAGUAAAUGAAUAUAACAUUAAUAUGACCUAAUUAGUAAAAGAUGAGCUUAAAACCCUUGAAUAAUAAUUAAAUUAGACUCAAUAGUAAACAGGUUAUAAUCUAGAAAAUUUAUCUAGAUAUGAAUAAAUAUUAAUUAAAUAUUGUGAAGAAAUUAAUAAAUGCUUGAAUAUUUAGGGUAUCCAAGUACCAAAUUAUAAUAAUAAUCAAUUUUAAUAAUUCAAUUAAUAAUAAUAACCAUAAUAUUCAUAAUAAUUGGAUUAAUAAUAAUAUUCAUAAUUAUAAUAAGAUUAAUAUUAAUAUUAAUAAUAAUAAUAUCAAUAAUCAUUGGAUUAAUAAUAAAAUUCAUAACCAAUUCAUUCAUAAAUUAACUUUAUCACUCCUCAAUAUUAAUAGUCAUCACCUAAUUAUAAUCAAAACACAUAAAAUGAUACAAAUUCAUAAAUACAAUUUGUGCCAAAUUAUUAGGACUCACAAGUAAAAUCAAAAAUUAGAUUAGUAUCUACAACUUAAGGUCCAACAAUACAAUGAAAGAAGAUUUUUUAAAAUAUAUAAUAAUCAUUAAAAAUUGAGCUUCUUCAAUUUCCUUAUAAUAUUUAUUAAUAAUUUUAUUUAAUAGAAUUUGGCUCUAAAAUGAUUCAAUAUUCUUAAUAGUAAAACUCUAAAAAAUAAGAUUAACAGCACAUCAAUAAAAGUUAGUUUGAUUAUAGUACUUUAAAAGAUCCUUAAAAGAAUAAAACUCAUAAAGAAUCAUCAAAGUAAAAUUUUUAAAGUAUUUUUGACAAUUUAAUUAUUCUAUUGAAAGAUCUUAAGUCUAAAUAAAUUAAAAUCUAAUAAUAUGUUUAAAAAGAAAUUAUAGCCAUGAAUGAAUAAUUAGAUAAUAUUUAAAAAUAAUUAUCUUUAGCAGUUUUAUAAUUUCAAAGAGAAUAAAAUCUAGAUAAUGCUACAGAGUCUCUUGUAAAUGUUUCAGCCUAAAAUUUUUUUAAUUAAUCAUUAUAUUCAAGAAUCAACAAUGAAAUAAUUCCAAAUAAAUAACAAUAAUUUGGCAAUCAUAUAAAUGAUUCAAAUUUCUCUAUAUAAUUGAAAAAAUAAAAUACUUCUGAUAUUCUAUAACAAAAAUACUUAUCUCAAAGUAAAUUAAUAUAAAAUUCAUACUCAUAAAGAUCAAAUGUUAACGUAGCAAUUCCUAUAAAUAAAACUAUAAAAAUUGCUGAAAUACCUAAUAACAAUAAUUUUUUUGAAUAAUCUAAUAAUAAGAAUAUAAGACCUUUUCAUUUAAAUGCUAAUUAUUAACUUAAUUCUAAAAAUAAAACAAACUAGAGUAAUAACAGUAGCAAAGCAGAAAAUCAAGAUAAUUCAAUUCUUUAAACUUAAUAUUCUGGUUAAAUGAUUUGCUAUUAUUGUACAAAAGUUGUUCAAUCUGAAUUUAUAGCAACUCCUUGUUAUCAUUAUUAUCAUGAUUAGUGUCUAAGAGAGUACUAUUAAUUUUAAUUAGAUAAUUAUAAUACCAAUAAUUAAUUAAUUUGUCAAUGUAAGAUUAAAUUGCCAUAAUAAUUUUUUUCAAAGAGUUUAUAAAUAGAUCUUAACAGCUUAUUAUAAAAAUAGGUUGAUUUAAUAAAAUAAAAAAAAAGAAAUCAGAUAGACUAUUGUGUAAAAUGUCAGUUUUUCUGGAUAAAAAGAAUUAAUGAUACUCGAACCAAAAAAUGUUGGAUGUGUGAUUAAAAUGGGGUUAUUCUCAUAUAAUCUAAUUGA